AUGAUUUUUAAGCCCUUAUUUAAUAAAGCAAAAAUAGUUUGUGAAAAGCAAAAAAAUAAAAUCUCAAAAAGUAUUGUUGGAAAUAAUCACCAUGGGAAUAAAAACUUUUCUUCUACAAAUGAUGAAUUCAUAAGAAAUCCUUUAAAAAAAAAACAGGGAUAUGAAAAAUUUAUACAGCUCAAGCACUCGGAUAGUGCAACCACGUUUGAGAAAAGUGGCAUACUAAAAGCAACCAAUUGGCCUAAGAAAAAAGCAUCAAAAAAAAAGAAUGAGCUUCAUAUUUUAUUAACUAAUAAAAAGACAAAAACAGUAAACUAUCAUGAAUUAAAUGUUGUGAUAACAAAAAAAAUAAAUAAUAUGGAAAAUAUUAAUGAAGUGUAUAAAUAUAUUUAUUACAAUAAAGACAUAUUAGUACCUAUAAAUUAUGUGGUAUGUAUUUAUAAAAUAUACAAAUUGAUAAAAGAAAAAGAUUACAAAAUUAUGAACUACUCAUAUUAUAUAAAUAAUAAUUUAAUGAAAUUAAAUAUUGACGAGUUUAAUAAAAUUGUGAAUUUAAGUGAAACCAAUGAAUAUAGUGAUUUGUGCAACAACAUUUUAAGAAAAAAUACAAAAAAAUAUCAAAAUGAUUCACAAAAUUCAAAUGAAGAAAAUAAAUUAACUAAAAAAAACAACCCAAUCGAAAUAAACAUUAAUAAUAUCAAAAAUAACUACAAUUUAUGUUAUACCAAUUAUUAUAGUACCAAUGGUUUUUGUCUCGAUUAUAAAAAUGAUAUUAUUCAAUAUAUUUUGGAAAAAAUAAAUAAAAAUUAUUUUAUAAAAAAAUUAACAUAUAGGCAUUUAACUAAUUUGUUAUAUUCGCUAAUAAACAUAAAAUAUUAUAACAUACCAACAUAUUUAAUAUAUAUAAAACAUAUAAAUAAUAUGUAUAUAUAUUUAUCUUCCCAAUCUAUAUCUAAUAUAGCUUAUUCUUAUUCACAACUUUUUUAUUUUUAUUCUAUUGAUUUUACAAAGUAUUAUGAAAAUUAUAUAUUUAAAUAUUAUACAUUUUUAAAUAAAUAUGUGGGAAAAAAUAAUAUACAAAAUGAUCAUAUAAAUUUAAUGUUUUUGUUACUUAGUCGUUGUAUGGCUAGUAAGAUAGUAAAACAUAUUAACGUUAUACACAACAAUAGAUAUAAUAUUGAUCGGUUUUAUCAUGGGCAUUUGUCAAAUUUAAAAGAACUCAAUGAAAAAGAGAAAAAAAUGAACUUCUUGUUAAUAAACGAAAACAAAUAUGAAGAUCAGAAUAUAAUAGAUUCAGAAGAGGGGAAAAAUAUAUCUAAGGAUAUAAGAAAAAAAGAUAAAAUAUUUCAAGAGCUUUUUAUAUUUUUAUGGGCUAUAUCAAAAAUAAAAAUAAACAACAUAUAUGUAGAUUUAUUACACCAUUUAAUAUAUACAAAUCGAGUAUAUUUUUUGUUAAACUUGAAUGAAAAAGACAUUUGUAAUUUAAUUCAAUCCCUUAAUAUAUAUUACCCAAUUAAAAAACUAAGUCAAGUUUAUAAAAGUAGUUUGAAUUAUAAAAUAUCCAUAACUAAUGAAAAUAAUUUUUUUUCUUUUAAUUAUGAUAUAUAUCUUAAAGGUGCUUUGUUAUUAGCAAUAUACAACAUUAAAAAAUUUAAUUACCAUCAUUAUUCUAUUAUACUUAAAAGUAUACAAAGUAUCCAAAGCUUUUUCCAAACAUAUAAAAAUAAAGAAGAGAUACAUAAUUAUAAUGGAAUAAACACUUUUGGAAACUGCAUAAAUAAAAAGUCAUAUUUUCCUGAAGAUAAAGAAAUACAAGACCACGAAAUUUCUUAUGAACCAUUUCAUAAAACUUAUAUUGAUAAUUAUCAAAAUUAUUUAAAAACUACAAAAACCAUGGAUUAUAAAGAUUGUGCAAACAAGAUUAACGAUGUAAAUUUGAAAGGAAUUGAACUAGUUCUAAGUAAGUUAACAAAAUGUAUAGUAAACAAAUUGUCCAAAAAACUUAAAAAUGAAAAUAAUAGCUUAACACGUAUUUUGAACUAUUCAAGUAAAAACUUAUCAUUUUUAAACUUGCAAAAUAUUUCUACUUAUCUAUAUAGUUUAGCACAUAUAUCUGAUAUAUAUAUAAAUUCUGAAUUAAAGACAAAUUUGUAUGAUAUUAUUAUUAAAAUUUUAGAAGACAAAAUAAAAUAUAUUUCGAUUUUUGAUAUAAAAGGCAUAAAUUUAAAAAAUAUAGAUGAAUGUUUACAAAAACAUUAUGAUAAUUUAAUAUGUUUAAGUAAUAUUAAUUAUGCAUUGAAUAAAAAUAAUAUAAUAAAUGAAUGUAUAAUAAUAAACUCAUAUUUAUAUCUUUACAAUUUCUAUGAAUGUUUUUUUAAAAUAUAUAAAAAUAAUAAGUCUAUUUUAAAUUUUUUAAAUUAUGUUGACAAAAUUAAUGAAAGGAUAUUAUCAAUAUAUAAUUGGACAAUUUCACACACAAAUAUUUCCUUCAUGUCUUUGCUCAAUUUGACCAACUACAACUAUUUAUAUAUUCUAUAUAAAAUGAGUUUAUUUAAUACUAUCGAAGUAAAUUCACCAUUUUUGAAUGGUAAAAAUGGAAUAAAUAUUUUUAUUUAUUUAAAAAAAAUGCUUUUACCCAUAACCCUUUACAACUCUAUAACUAUGAACCAACUUCGAUUAACGAUAAAAAUUUUAAUUAAUUAUUAUAUGCUCACAAAAAAUGACAGAAAUUCUAAUAAUCAUAUUUAUAAUAUGGAGAAAUACCACGAUGACAUAUUAACAUGUAUGUACAGUAUAUCAUUAAUAAUAACUAAUUUAUCACACAAUUUAAAAAAUAAACAAGAUAAUAUAUCUAACAUAAGUAAUAAAUUUCAUGAUUACGAUCCAAUACAGUAUAUACAAUUUUAUAUUGAUAUGUCUACACAAUUGUUGAAAUGUUAUUUUUAUCAAUUAUAUAGAAUUAAUGGAAAUUCUAUUAAAAAAUAUAUUUUAUCAAAUACAAAAAAUGAAGAAACGAUCAUGAAAUUUUAUACUUUUUAUUUGUUCGUUAAACAAAAUACAAUAAAUAAUAGUACUUUUAAAUAUAAUAGGGGUUUUUUAGUUAAAUUUUUAAAUUUUAAUAAAAUCGAUAAAACAGAGUUCGAAUUUUUAGAGACAUUUUUUUCGAACUUCCCCAAAAGUUAUAUAAUAUCAGAUACUCAAGACAAAAUUUCCAAAAGUUAUGAAAAAGAACAGGAUCCAAAUUUAAAUGUGAAUAAAAUAAGAGAUACUAUGAAAAAGUGGGAAAUAUCCAAUAUGUAUGGAAUAAAUAAUUAUAACUAUAUUCCAACCGAAAAUUUGGGAAUUUUUUAUUUGUUUCAAAAGGGUAUACAUAAGAACGAAUUAAAGAUGAAUAGACAAAUCGUAGAAUUUUUUAAAAAUCAUAAUUUGGAUUUAUCAGAUAUAUUCCAUAAAGAAUUUUGCGAUUUUAUAAAAAGUAUAGAACAAGAAAUUAUUUUAAUAUUCAAAAAAGUCCAAAGUUCAAAAUCACAUAUAAAGUUGUAUCAAUAUAUUAAACAUGUUUUAAAAAAAAAAAAAAAUAAUAAUAAUAAUAAUAAUAAUAAUAAUAAUUUGGAUAACAAGGAAAAAUUUUUAGAUGAAGACAAUAAUUUUGAGCAUAUAAAAAAUGAAUAUAUAAUUAAAAAGGAUAAUUUUUUUUUUAUUGUUGAUAUUUAUGAUGAGCUUACAAAUACAAUAUUUGAAAUUAACGGAAACAGCCAUUAUACCAAACAAUAUAUAUCAACCAACAUACACAACAAUUCACGCUUUUUUUAUAAUUAUAAAUCUUACUAUAUUUUUAAGCAUUUGAUAUUAAAUAAAUAUUACAAUAUUGUCCAUUUGCCAUUACAUGACACAAAGUUGUGUAAGCAAAUUAUUUCUGAAUAUUACAGGGAGAAGAUCUUAUAA
This is a messenger RNA of Plasmodium berghei ANKA, 3945 nucleotides long. RefSeq names its product conserved Plasmodium protein, unknown function. Bases 1 to 3945 code for a protein of 1314 amino acids. NCBI's taxonomy places the organism in Eukaryota, Apicomplexa, Aconoidasida, Haemosporida, Plasmodiidae. The transcript has 2 exons. The record is from RefSeq and is a predicted model, not a curated record.